CUGCUCUGCACAUUUUACUGAAGACUCGUACGAGACCUCUGAUCUGUUGAGGAGUGUUGGCUAUAAGCCUGUAUUGAAAGAGGGUGCAGUCCCAACAAUUAAAGAAAAAAAACAAGAAAGGAAAUGUUUUUUUUUUUAAAUAAAGUGAGUUCAGUUGCACCAGACCUCCUGGAGCAUGAGCUGAGGGUUGUUGCUAAAACCUGGGACAAAAUGGGACAGGACAUAUUGCUCAGGCAGUGGCCUCCCCACAGUUGUUGCUAAAACCGGUAACAUCCCAUUCUGUCCCAGGUUUUAGUAAUUGCCUGAGCCUAGCAGUAAUGGCGGAAUACACAGUAUGGAGAGAGAGAGAGAGAGCGAGUGGACCAGUCGUCUUAUUUCUAAACUGGAUAUUGCUGCCAUCUCGCGCUUACAUGGAAGAAGUGAAUGAAUGGAGAACUGAACGAACAACUGAAAGUCAGAUUGUUUUGAAACAAUCGGCCACAGGGUCGGCCUUCAAGAAGCGAGAACACAGACGGGCCUUACUACUACUUGCGUACCUCAUCAGAAACGGAUCAGAACGAGUGGUUACGAGUGCCAGAGAACAUAUCUAUGACCUGCGCUCUCUGGAAAAUUAUCAUUUUGUAGAUGAAAAUGGGAAAGACCAGGGUAUCAAUGUACGGCAAAAGGUCAAAGAAAUGGUGGAGUUUGUCCAGGAUGACGAUAGGUUACGGGAGGAGAGGAAAAAAGCAAAGAAGAACAAGGACAAAUACAUCGGCGUAUCAUCGGAUGGCAUGGGAGGCUUCAAACAAAGUAACUCUGGAGAGCGGUUUGACUCAGAGACUAAAAGCAAGUGGGAUGAAGAAUGGGAGAAGAGCAAAAGUGGAUUUCCUUUCAGUGAGAAGCUCGGCGAGAUCAGCGAUAAGAUUGGCAGCACAAUCGAUGACACUAUUAACAAGUUCCGCAAGAAAGAAAGGGAUGACUCUCCCGAUCGAAUCAGUGACAAUGAAGAGGACAGAAUAUCGCAGAACGGUCGGCCAGCAAAGUCUGAAUUCAAGGAUGAGGAGGAGACGGUGACACCCAAGAACGUACAGGUGAUGCAGGCCACUGAGACUACCGCUACCACCGGCACCACUACACGCAAACGGGGUGGAAUGCCCUCCAAAACAGUGGAUUUGGGUGCAGCUGCACAUUACACAGGGGACAAAAGCAGCCCAGAUGCGGGCAAUACAAAGACAUCAGGCAGUCAAUCUUCCAGUGGAGGGCUUUCAGAUUUGCUUGUAGUGGACUCUGAAACACAUCAGCUAGCACCUUCAGGUGGGAGUUCAGACCUCAUUGCUGACUUUGCAGAUUUUUCCUCUCCAGCUGCUUCUGCUAGUCUCCCUUCAGCUGCUGAAUCAGCAUCAACUGGCAAUGGAGAGUUUGGUGACUGGAGCGCCUUCUCCUCAAAUGUCUCUACAGCCUCGUCUGCUGUCCAAGAUCUUUUCACUGAUGCUCCGCCCUCCACCCAGCCACCAUCCGCUGACCUUUUUGACCUGAUGGACCCCAGUCAAAGCAGUCUGAAUGCCUCCCAAAGCAUGACCUUCACUAUGUGCCCCCAGAGCACAGGGCUCUCUAUGUCCAGAUCACAGACUCUAGGGGGGCCUGUGCACAAUUUAGCAGGUCCUUUGUUGCCUCAGCAGAUGGGAGCUCAGAAACCAGGAGGAAAAACCUCAAUGCCUCCCACAUGGUCUGACCCAAGUGUCAACAUCAGCCUGGACUUUCUGUCUAUGGGCAUAAACCCUCCCAAGCCUUCACAACCGAGCCUCAACACUAUGAUGCAGCAAGGUGUCCAGCCACCUGUGAGCCUGGUCACCCAGAACUUUGCAGGAAUGAUGCUUAACACCCAGCCUGUGCCUGCUAGACCAGCCAUGAACCCUGGGAUGGCAAGUGGAAACAUGAGCAUGGUGAUGCCACCCACCAUGGCAACAGGUAACAUGGGAAUCGGUUCUAUGGUCAUAGGAGGAAUGCCUGCCAAUCAGGGUUUAAUGGGAAUGAACAUGGCGUCUGCUGGUUUGGGCCUUUCAGGUGGCCUUGGCAUGUCCAGCAUGAGCAUGGGCCAGGGCAUGAACUCUGCCAUGUUACAAACCAAAUCACAGGCCUUUCCUAACUUUGGCAACUUUGGACAAUGAAGGAAAACCAGCACUGGAAAGAAAUGGUCCACAAUACCUUCUUAAUUAAAAGAAGGAGCUGCAUCCAAGAAAAUGGACAAAACUGACAAAACUAGCCAUUGUCUGGACCCUUCAAUCAUUUAAUGUUGUAUGUUAACAGAUGUUUGGGGAGUGUCUAAAAUCUUUUUUCCUUGGGUGAGACAUGGGUGAUUGAGGAUGGAAUGAUUUUUUUUUUUUUUUUAUCUUAUCAGUUACACUAAAAACUUUCAUGGUUUGGCAUGUUUGCCAAUGGCUGGUUAAAGGCAAAGAUCACUUUUAAGUGUGUGUUUAUUUGCUCUGUCAUUUUCAGAUGCUCCCUCUCCCCAUUUAAGCCCAUAUGAAUUCAGGAAUUACCUCAACUUCCACUGUUCAUGCUGUGACUAAAAUGAUGCGAGUGAUUUGAUUUUGUAUAUAUAUAUUUUUUUCAUUUGUGAAGAAAAUGACUAUAAAUUGUUGCAUUGUUUUAUUGAGUUCAUAGAUGGUAUACAGGGAGCAAGCUCAGAAAGUUAAAGGAGUAGCACAAGUUCUUAAUUCAUUUCACUUUUAUUUCCUUGUUUUUACAGCUAAUUCAUUACAUUCACACUCCAACUCAUCAUUUGUUACUGUACAAUGGUUUGACUUUGUUUUACAGAAUUAGAAUAUGAAGGCUAUUAAUUAUUUGACUUAAAAAAUAUAUUAGAUUUGAGGGUAUAAUGUUCUGAUUGUAUAUCAUAAUGAAAAAAUGGGAGGGGGGGGUUAUGCUAUACAAGUAUAGAUGGUGAACAAACAUAUUAAAGGUGAUAUUGAGUUAUUGUGGUUAAUUCCUGUUCCACCCCUAGUUAAUAAUGUUACGGCAGAGUGAGAAUCUAAUCUGCUUAGUCCUGCAAGAGUGAGUGCCUGACAAUGAAGUGCCUUUUAGCACUUAAGUCAAACACUUAGAAGGCCAGAAACCAGGAUGUCAAUACAUUUUGUCAAGCUGUUAUGUUAUUGGGAUUCUCAGAGAUUAUAUGCUGUGCAUAGAUCAGCUGCAGGGGUGCUGGUCAGAGGAUGAUUGGCGAAAGGAGGAUUUGAAGAUCAUGAUUUUUCAGAAAGGAAGGAGUGAACUUUGAAGGUUUUUGGGUUUUUUUGUUUGUUUUUUAAACUGAUAAAAUGUCACACUAGGGCACUUUGUAGUGUUGCAAAUCUAAUGUGUAACCACUUGAAUAAUUUCUAAUCUCUCCUAAAACUCAAAACUAACGUGCAUGAAAUGGACAAAAGUGUUUAAAUGUAUCUUUUCAUGCAUCACCUCAGAUCAGUGUUAACAGUCAUUGUGUCUGUCACAGGAUGGUCUGUCAGCUAUAGGGUCAUUGGAGGAAAUGUCAACUCAAAAUGAAGUUCAUCACAUUUUUUUUCUUUUGUUAGCUUUUAUUUUCCCCCCUCAUAUGCUGCUCUACAUGGGUGAACAGCCCUCCAUUCCACACCAAGCUGUUUUCAAAAAUGACCAAAUCUUUAUUUUAAUACUGUUGAGAUGAUUCUAUAGGGGUUUAGGUUCUUAUUUUAAUAAUUUACCAUUAUAGAAAUCCUGUGCAUAUUAUGGUGUAGGCAUCGGCCAAUUGAGAAAACACCAGGUGCUUGUAAAGAGAGUGGGGGGGGGAUCAUGAUCAAGCGCUCUUUCAAAGAAUUUGUUUCUUUUGGAAUUUGAUUUUUGGACUUGAUUGUAUUCAAUAAAAAAUUAUGUAUGACAAGUUA
Messenger RNA from Neoarius graeffei (lesser salmon catfish), 3872 nucleotides. RefSeq names its product clathrin interactor 1b (gene clint1b). Gene Ontology annotation, molecular function: clathrin binding; phospholipid binding. The record is from RefSeq and is a predicted model, not a curated record. Lineage: Eukaryota; Metazoa; Chordata; Actinopteri; Siluriformes; Ariidae. The coding region runs from base 318 to 2147 and encodes 609 amino acids. Gene Ontology annotation, biological process: endocytosis. The transcript is spliced from 10 exons. Gene Ontology annotation, cellular component: plasma membrane; clathrin vesicle coat; endosome.